Molecule: messenger RNA, 648 nt
Organism: Colletotrichum fioriniae
Lineage: Eukaryota; Fungi; Ascomycota; Sordariomycetes; Glomerellales; Glomerellaceae
Source: RefSeq, a predicted model, not a curated record
AUGAACCUGAUGGGCCUGCUGGUGGCAGACGACAUGAGUAAGCGUCUGGACUACAUUCGGUGUGUUGCGCCGGGCGAGGUCGCGUUCCGUGGCGGCGCCAAGCCCGAUGUCCUCCCCGAGGUGGGUGACAGAGAGCUAGAUGAGUGGUGUCGCAGAUUCAUUGAGGAUCCGGCGCCGGUCAAAAGUUUCGCACUCGAACGAGUUGUUGCCAAUCUAGACACGCUUUACAUUGAAGGUCAGAUCCGUAGUUUGAUCGCCUCGACUCAGUACAAAGGGCAGAUCAAUAUCUCGUUUCCCGUGACACAUGCCAAGGUCAAGGUCAAGAGUGCUGAGAAGCCGAGCAAGCUCUACAUGGGCAUGAAGAACCUUUUUACCAGCAAGCACAAGUACGAAGUGGUGCAGUCAGUGUGGCCCUUUGCGACGGCCAGGAACGGCGAGGAGGGCCGGAGGUGCAUGGUGCAGAGUGAAGAAGUGUGGUGGCGGGAGUGGAGAGACUCGAUCAAGUAUGCUAUGGCGCAGAAGAGGCAGAACGGGGCCUACGUGACGAGCGAGGACAAGUUGGAGGCACUCAUGGAGGGCAAGGGCAAGGGCGUAGCGUCCAUCGACUGGGGAGGGACUGGACCCGAGCUUGAGGAACACACCGGUUGA